UAACCAAAUGGGUUUGAACGAGUUUAAGUUUUCAUUCAAACUUUGCAAAAAUAUACUAAAUCUCAAAAAACACGGUAUUCGACAUAAUAGGCAAUUUUUGACCCACUGAACAAUCUUAUCUUAUUAACGUCUGUUAUCAGUAGUCAUACUUAUUAAAGCAGUUCAGUUUUUCAUUAAAUGUCAAAGUGCAAGCAUGCCAAACACAGAAAAUUGUCUUGUCGAGAUUCCAGUUGAAUACCUUUCACAGUUCAGAGAUGCUUAUAAAAUCAAUUGGCCAGAGCACAUACUGGCUUUCAGUUUUCUUGAUAAAAUGAUUAAAAGAUUUAAGGAACGACCAGAACAAAGAGAAAUUGUAAAAAUUUAUUCUGUUAAUGGGAAAUUAGAAGAAGAUGCAACAUUCAUUGCUGUUGUUCAAGACUACACAGUUGUAGUCGCGACUCUAGAUUUGUCUUUCAAUCGAUUAUCUAGAGGACUGAAAGGACUUAAUUUUAAAACAGUCAAGAAGUUUUCUGGUCUUCGAGAAAUUUACAAAACUGCAGUACUUGAAUUCAUCAAAAAUGAAGGUUUGAUCACCUUAGUUCAUAAGGAUAUGAUAAUGGUCCACAUGAACUGCGAAGAUGCUAAAAAACUUAAAUAUGAAGUUCCUAAAGGGCUUGUAAUUCGAGAAUUAAACAAUUCUGAUAUCAACAAAGUUAAUUCAGUAUGGCCAAAUAGAUACAAUGGAUCAGAGAAACUCCUUUCAUACUGCAUCGAUACAAACUUCUCUCUUGGUUUGUUUGAUAAAAAAUCUGGAGAAUUGCUAGCUUGGUGCCUUGAAAAUGAUGUCAACAGUUUGUUCGUUCUUCAAGUCGAUGAGAAUCAUUUGAGGAAAGGAUAUGCGACAAUUAUAACAAAAGCUUUGAGUAAAUUAAUAGCAGAUGAAAGAGGAUUGGAUAUUAAUGCAAAUAUAAUAUGCUCUAAUGUUAAGUCUAUGGGAUUGUUUGAAAAACUUUCUUUUAAAGUGAUUGAUAAUAAUUCUUUUGUUAUUGUGAGAAAUUAAAGAACAUGUUUUAUGGGCAUGUUUAAAUUAUGUAUUUUAGACCUUUUUGUCUAGCUUCUGGUUUAUCUAUCAUGGACACAGGUUUGAU
Chironomus riparius is the source of this 1127-nucleotide messenger RNA. The record is from the annotation of a GenBank genome assembly. NCBI's taxonomy places the organism in Eukaryota, Metazoa, Arthropoda, Insecta, Diptera, Chironomidae.